UGUAAAUCCGCUUUAUCGUCAAUAACAAAACAAGACGCGAUCUUCGCCUAUAACUCGGAUUUCGGGCAAAUCACGUGCUCCUACGUACGGGCGAUUAUCGCCUAGGAAGCUCCGAAGUCCGAGAGUUUCCCCACAGAAAUUUAUAAAUUCGCGGGGCCCGGCCGGGAGCGCCUUAGUCGACGAUUUAUUCCGCCCCGAUUUGCUGUGUUUGUUUUUUUAAUUUAUUUCUUAUUUUACAUUCGGUGGAAAACCAUGAGGGGGUUGUUCAAAUUGCCCGUGCAAGUUUUCGCCCUCAGGCCGAACGCCUUAGGGGUGAAUGGGGUUGUUUAUACCAGAAAUUUCGGCACCCAUCACAAUCACAUACAGGUGCAAUUCGAAAAGCAGGGAUUAUUGGACAGGAAACAGUCGACGUUCACCGACAGGAGCCAAUUGAAGUACGCCCGAAGGCUGGUGGUGAAACUUGGAAGCGCCGUCAUCACCAGGGAGGACGAGCACGGUCUUGCUCUUGGCAGGCUCGCUUCGAUCGUCGAACAGGUGGCUGAAUGCCAGAACGAGGGCAGGGAGUGCAUUAUGGUGACCAGCGGGGCCGUGGCCUUCGGGAAGCAGAGGUUAACGCAGGAACUGCUGAUGUCGCUGUCGAUGAGGGAGACUUUGUCGCCCACGGACCAUACGAGAGAGGACGCCCCGACGCUGGUCGAACCCCGAGCGGCCGCCGCCGUCGGUCAAUCCGGCCUCAUGUCCCUCUACGACGCCAUGUUCUCCCAAUACGGCGUCAAAAUCGCCCAGGUGCUGGUGACCAAGGCAGAUUUCUACAACGAAGAGACCAGAAAGAACCUGAUGAGCACGCUCGCCGAGCUGAUCAGCCUCAACAUCGUUCCCAUCAUCAACACCAACGACGCCGUCUCGCCGCCGCCCCAGAUCGACGAACCCAUCGGCGGCAAGCCGGGCAAGAAGGGCAUCUCGUUGAAGGACAACGACAGCCUGGCGGCCAUGUUGGCAGCCGAAAUCCAAUCGGAUUUGCUCAUACUCAUGUCUGAUGUUGAUGGUAUCUACAACAAGCCGCCUUGGGAGGAGGGCGCCAAGUUCCUGCACACGUUCACCUCGGACCUCAGGAACACCAUCGAAUUCGGACAGAAAUCGAAGGUGGGCACCGGCGGUAUGGACUCCAAGGUGACGUCGGCCACGUGGGCGCUGGACCGCGGCGUCUCCGUGGUCAUCUGCAACGGGAUGCUCGACAAGGCGAUCAAAACCAUACUGUCGGGAAGGAAGGUGGGCACCUUCUUCACCGAGCACUCGCUCGGCGGGCCGGUACCCACCGAAGCCAUCGCCGAAAACGCUCGCACGGGCGGUCGCAUCCUGGCGACCAUCACGCCGGAGCAAAGAGCCUCCUGCGUGCACACGCUCGCCGAUCUGCUGUUGUCCAGGCAAGCGGACAUCCUGGACGCCAACCAGAAGGACCUGCAGGAGGCGAAGAAGACCGGCCUGGCCAAGCCGCUGCUCUCCAGGCUGUCGCUGACGCCGGCCAAGCUGAAGAACCUCGCCGUGGGGUUGCAGCAGAUCGCCGACAACAGCCACCGGAACGUCGGCAGGGUGCUGAAGAGGACCAAGCUGGCCGACGGGUUGAUGCUGAAGCAGAUCACCGUGCCCAUAGGAGUGCUGAUGGUGAUCUUCGAGAGCAGGCCGGACUCGCUGCCCCAGGUCGCCGCUUUGGCGAUCGCCUCCGGUAAUGGUUUGUUGCUUAAAGGCGGUAAGGAGGCGGCGCACAGCAAUAAGGCUCUGAUGGGGUUGGUGACUGAGGCUUUGAAGACCGUUGGUGCCGAAACCGCUAUAUCUUUAGUAUCGACCAGAGACGAAAUCAGCGAUCUUCUAUCGAUGGAGCAGCACAUAGACCUCAUCAUACCGAGAGGUUCCAGCGACCUGGUGCGCUCCAUCCAACAACAAAGCCAGCACAUCCCGGUGAUGGGCCACGCCGAAGGCAUCUGUCACGUGUACGUCGACAAACAGGCCGACCACCAGAAGGCGCUGAAGAUCAUCAGAGACUCCAAGUGCGACUAUCCGGCCGCCUGCAACGCCAUGGAGACGUUGCUGCUACACAAGGACCACAUGGAGGGGGAGUUCUUCAGCGACAUCUGCAGCAUGCUGAAGGGCGAGGGCGUCGCCAUCAACGCCGGCCCGAAGCUCAACCGGUUGCUCACCUUCGGCCCGCCGCUGGCGAAGACCAUGAAGCACGAGUACGGAGCGCUGGAGUGUUGCAUCGAGGUAGUAGACGGGCUCGACGAGGCCAUCGAUCACAUACACGCCUACGGGAGCGGGCACACCGAGGUCAUCGUCACCGAGAACAAAGACAACGCCGAGGCCUUCCAGAAGAAGAUUGACAGCGCAUGCGUGUUCCACAACGCCAGUUCGAGGUUCGCUGACGGUUUCCGGUUCGGUUUGGGAGCGGAAGUGGGAAUUAGUACGGCGAGAAUCCACGCCAGAGGGCCGGUGGGGGUUGAAGGGUUGUUGACCACCAAGUGGAUCCUCGACGGGGACGAUCACGCGGCGGCGGAUUUCGCGGAGGGCGGUAACAGGACGUGGGUGCACGAGUCCCUGCCGGUUGAUUGAUUAGCUAAUGUUAGUAGGCGUGUUUGUUUAGUAGGC
This is a messenger RNA of Phyllotreta striolata, 2640 nucleotides long. The record is from the annotation of a GenBank genome assembly. Lineage: Eukaryota; Metazoa; Arthropoda; Insecta; Coleoptera; Chrysomelidae.